Molecule: messenger RNA, 1118 nt
Organism: Daucus carota subsp. sativus
Lineage: Eukaryota; Viridiplantae; Streptophyta; Magnoliopsida; Apiales; Apiaceae
Product: carboxylesterase 15
Exons: 1
Coding region: 18-1019 (333 amino acids)
Molecular function (GO): hydrolase activity
Source: RefSeq, a predicted model, not a curated record
CAUAACAACAAAUUACAAUGGCGCAGGAAAAAAAAAUUGUCGAGGAAGUCUCUGGCUGGCUCAGAGUUUAUGAUGAUGGCUCCAUCGACAGGACAUGGACCGGUCAAUCCGAAGUUAGUUUUAUGGCUGAACCGGCCAUGUCUCGUGAAAAUUAUGUCGACGGAGUUGCUGUUAAGGACAUAGAUACGGAAUCAGGACUUCGAGUCCGUAUCUACUUGCCAGAAAAAAGUGAUACGGAUUCCGAAGCUUUGCCUAUCAUCCUUCAUUUUCACGGAGGUGGCUUUUGCAUUAGCGAAGCGAAUUGGUUUAUGUACUAUGCUGUGUACACUAGACUAGCUCGCAUCUCUGGCUCCAUAAUUGUCUCUGUUUAUCUCCCGAGAGCUCCAGAGCACCGCCUCCCUGCAGCUUGCGAUGAAAGCUACUCUGCACUCCUCUGGCUCCGUUCACUAGCCAGAGGAAACAUGCACGAGCCGUGGCUUAGUGCACACGCAGACUUCACCCGCGUGUUCCUCAUUGGAGACAGCUCGGGUGGGAACCUCGUGCACGAAGUCUUGGCUCAUGCAGGGGCCGAGGAUCUCAGCCCCUUGCGUGUGGCAGGAGCGAUCCCGGUUCAUCCGGGAUUCGUCCGUGCCACAAGAAGCAAAUCUGAGCUGGAGCAGCCACAAUCUCCGUUCUUGACACUAGACAUGCUGGACAAAUUUCUAAAUUUGGCUCUGCCAAUCGGAUCGACAAAGGACCACCCGAUCACGUGCCCAAUGGGGGACGCUGCGCCCCCCAUUGGGAGCCUAAAAAUGCCGCCAAUGAUGCUCUGCGUGGCGGAGACUGAUCUGUUCAUGGACCGUGAAAUGGAAUAUUACGAGGCCGUGAAAAAAGCAAGGAAAGAUGUUGAGCUGUUCUUAAGUGCUGGAGUGAGUCAUUGUUUCUACUUGAACAAAAUUGCAGUCGAUUUAGAUCCUCUAACAUCUACACGAACUGAAGAAUUGAUUGCAGCAAUAACAGAAUUCAUCAAGAGCCACUAAGUUCUGGUUUGUAUUGCAUUGAGAUGCUAUUAUGCGUUUGUGGUAAUGAUUUCGAACUAUUUAUGUACUUGUCUUAUCUAUUGCUUUUUCGAAUCCUUC